Molecule: messenger RNA, 1563 nt
Organism: Trichoderma asperellum CBS 433.97
Lineage: Eukaryota; Fungi; Ascomycota; Sordariomycetes; Hypocreales; Hypocreaceae
Biological process (GO): karyogamy involved in conjugation with cellular fusion; nuclear membrane fusion involved in karyogamy
Cellular component (GO): endoplasmic reticulum membrane
Source: RefSeq, a predicted model, not a curated record
AUGGCCCCAGCGCUGGCUUUUAUUUUUUGGAGUUUUCAAAUCAUUCUAAUAUUUUCUAAUGGAGUGCGAAGCUUCUCAUGGGGAGGUAACAAGCGGAUAAGCAGCCUUAGCAGCUCUACAGGCCCAUCGUCUUCCAGAGAGCACCUGGCUCGCACUUCCGUAUUAGAAUCCUCAAAGCUGCCUGCGAUGUAUUCCACGGCGCUGGAUGAAUUACAAGAAUUGGAAUCAGAGCCCCUAUGUCACCGUAUUGCAGCUCGUCUUUUGGUCAAUAACUGCCAGUUACUCGACGGACGAGAUGAUGCAACAAUAUUGACUGACAGCGGAAGAGCUGCUAGAGACUUUGUUGACUCAUAUGCUGCAAGCUUAGCUAUAUGUGACCUACAAAGGGGUAGUUUCGCCAUUCCCUCUGUUUGUUCCAAGUUUCAAGAGUCAACCCUGGCACGAAUCGCUCCACCGACUAAGCCACAGCUGCAUGUAACGACGACAGAGAUUGACUACUGCCUUGAAGGCCUAGCACAAUCAGAUUCAGCAUGGAACACCUGGGUGAGCUAUCGCCAUAAAACACUACGAUUUUGCGAGGCCGCUCGUGCAGAUAAUGCGAAGGAUCAAAAUGUCCGGCUUCACCAGAGACUAGUUGAUAUCCUCGCAAGACUGACUACUCAGCUUGAAGAAGAGAUGGGGCAGCGAUUUCGAUCGCUGAAUCAAAUGUUUCAAGAAGUCGAAACUGCCACGGCCAACCUAAAGCCCCAGAUGAGCGACUUAAAAAAUGGUUUUACUGAACUAGACACGUUUUUCAGGGAGCAAAUUGUUCAAAGAGUUCAGCGGUCAACAGACUUUAUCGUUCACGGACUCGAAGACGCCAAGAAUUUGCAAAUACUACUCGCAAUGCUAGUCGACGUGACGCAAACCCAGAACCAUGACUUGGUAUCUUCACACGAGUCUGCUUUACAAGAGGCUACGCAACGAAUUACCACUGAAGUGGAUGUUAUUUUAUCUGCACUCGCUGCAGCAGUUACCUCAUCUACAUCUUUACAUAGAGAAAUUGAAAUUUCACAAUCCAUAGCAGCAGCUGUUGCAUUGAGACAAGAGAAAAUAGAGACAGAUAUGAAGAGGCUUGAAGGACUAGCCGAUUCUCUACUGAUUCAGCAUGAAGGUCACCAAGAACGACUGGUCCAUGCUCAGCAAACAGCGUCGAAUCUAGUAGAUAUUUUGGAUUCAGCUUCGUCAUCGGCAGCUACUCUUCGUACUUCUAUCUACAAUAGCAUUGGAUGGGGCUCUUGGUGGCCGUAUGUAUUCUGCCCUCUCACCUCUUUGGUUGUUGGAUCAUAUGGGCUGCCUCCUUCUGCAACAAGAAACUUUAUGCUCAUCAGUUUGGGAGAGAUAGCCGGGUUCGUGGUAUCUAUUGCUAAGCAUUACGGAAAUGAUAUACACACAGCAUUUACGUCUUACAAAAAGGUGCCUCUUCAAACGAACUCGACAAUAGCACUUGAUGAGGUUAUGUUUUCGAACGACGACUUUUUAAAUGGUGAGACUUGGCGACUUAGAUUCAACAGGAACGUUUAA